Messenger RNA from Xiphophorus hellerii (green swordtail), 3636 nucleotides. RefSeq names its product protein Wnt-7b-like. The record is from RefSeq and is a predicted model, not a curated record. NCBI's taxonomy places the organism in Eukaryota, Metazoa, Chordata, Actinopteri, Cyprinodontiformes, Poeciliidae. The coding region runs from base 1069 to 2130 and encodes 353 amino acids. Gene Ontology annotation, molecular function: cytokine activity; frizzled binding. Gene Ontology annotation, cellular component: extracellular region. The transcript is spliced from 4 exons. Gene Ontology annotation, biological process: positive regulation of JNK cascade; multicellular organism development; neuron differentiation.
AAUGGCGAUAUGGAUCAAUCCCCAUGGUAAUAUAGUUACACGGACUUUGGACUUUACAGCAACACAUUGGACCAACACCAGCGGGUUUUUAAAUUGGUCAUAAUAUUCUAAUUCUCUGAUAAUCUGAAUAUUGUGUUUUCUUUACCUCUAAACUAUAAUCAUCUGAAUACUGAAAUACUAUUAUAAAUCUUUAUGAUUAGUUUUUUUUUAAAUCAAGUUAUUGUCAUUAAAUAAUCUAGCAAAAAGAAAAUUCUAAUCUUUAUUGAGAUGCCGCUAUAACAGACAAGUGGUGCAUUUUUGUAGUCGCAGGGUUUGUUUAUACAUCAGGCUGACUCCAUACUGUUCUUGCAGUCUGGACAAAGUCAGCGGAAACAUUGAAAAGACAAAGAACAUCCGCGCUAAUUAUUAUUAUUUUUUAAAAAUGUUUUAACAUCGACAUAAAAAAAAUACCUAGUGCAUUGAAUGACGUGUUGCCGUCUUCGCAACAGAGCUGAAACUCAAUCUGUUAACUUUUAAGAGGGAUUUAGUCAAAAAUAAAAAUAUUUCUAAACGAAACGUGAAACCCACAAUGUCUUGAAUCGAGAUGUGGAGAGAGGGAAGGGACGAAAUGGGGGGCGGGGGGUGUUUGAUGGGUGGGGAUGCGGGGGUGCGCAGGCUCAUUCCAGUGGGCUGGUGCACUCCCUUCCAUCUCCACAACAUUCCUACUUUUGGAGACCUGACCAAAGCGUGUCCGGACUCGGAGCCACGUGUCCCCCCACCCACCCACCUCCACCUUCCCCUGCCCUCCCUCCGUUUCCUCUUUUUCUUCCCCCGACCAUCACCCUACCAAGCCCUCUUUCAGGCCAGGUGUCAAGAGCGCCCAUCGGCCGGGAGAUGCAGCGUCUAGUCUGCCGCACACGGACUGCGGGCUCGGAGCUGCCGCAGAGCGCCUCGGCUCCCUCCGGACUGCUUCUAACACUUCUUUGAAUCCACAUAUAAGGACAUAUUUCUUCACAAUCAUUUUUUUCCUCCCCCCCCACCCCCCAAAAAAAGAGAGAGGGCAAAACAGGUUGUGUUCAAUGCGUAGCCAUGCUUCUCAUCUCGUCUCGCAGUGCGCUGCUGUCCGUCUACUACCCGCAGAUCUUCCUCAUCCUCACCAGCGGUAGCUACCUGGCAUUGUCCUCCGUGGUGGCCCUGGGCGCCAACAUCAUCUGCAACAACAUACCAGGACUGGCACCCCGUCAGAGGGCCCUCUGCCAGAGUCGCCCGGACGCCAUCAUCAUCAUUGGCGAGGGCGCCCAGUUGGGCAUCAACGAGUGCCAGUACCAGUUCCGCUACGGGCGCUGGAACUGCUCUGCCCUGGGGGAGAGGACGGUCUUCGGACAAGAGCUGAGAGUAGGCAGCAGGGAGGCAGCAUUCACCUAUGCCAUCACAGCCGCUGGAGUUGCCCACGCGGUGACGGCGGCCUGUAGCCAAGGCAACCUAAGCCAGUGUGGCUGUGACCGCGAGAAGCAGGGCUACCAUGACCGGGAGGAGGGCUGGAAGUGGGGAGGCUGCUCGGCAGAUGUCAAGUAUGGCAUGGAGUUUUCGCGACGCUUCGUGGACGCUCGUGAGAUCAAGAAAAACGCCCGCCGACUGAUGAACCUCCACAACAACGAGGCGGGUCGAAAGAUCCUGGAGGAGAGAACGAAGCUGGAGUGCAAGUGUCACGGCGUCUCCGGUUCCUGCACCACCAAGACCUGCUGGAUCACCCUGCCGAAGUUCCGAGAGGUCGGCUACCUGUUGAAGGAGCGCUACGGCGACGCGGUGCAAGUGGAGCCUGUCCGGGCCUCGCGGCUCCGCCAGCCCUCCUUCCUGCGCCUGAAACAGGCUCGGGGCUACCAGAAGCCCACGGACACGGACCUGGUGUACCUGGAGCGCUCGCCGAACUACUGCGAGGAGGACACGAUCACGGGAAGCACGGGGACGAGGGGCAGGCUGUGCAACGGCACUUCCACUCACACGGACGGAUGCAACAUGAUGUGCUGCGGCCGGGGCUACGACACGCACCACUACACGCGGGUCUGGCAGUGCAACUGCAAGUUCCACUGGUGCUGCUUCGUCAAGUGCAACACCUGCAGAGAGAAAUCGGAAGUUUUUACCUGCAAGUAGGCGCAAGGCAACGGGGACUCCGAAAAGGAAGGGCCUUGAGAUAUUUAUUACAUUUUGCACAUUUUGGCAUCGUAUUUCUAAAGAAACAGAAACUCAAGCUGAAUUUGAGCUGUGGAAGUUACUGGGAGCAACAGAGACAAACAACUUUGCAAAGUUUUUCAACUUUUUCAAAUAUUCUCAUGCAACAGCCGCAAACUUGAACAUAUUUUUUUAGGGGUUUUCAGUGAUAGACCAGCAAUAAGUAGUUAGGUGACUGUCAGCUUUGCACAAGCAUGAAAACAAGUUUUGUUUUUUUUUGUGGACAGUAAUUUUCACAACUUGGAAGAUUUUUUUUAGUUGGAUUUAGAGCUGAACUUUGACUGGGCCACUAACAGUCACUGUAGCUCUGGUUGUAUAUAUUUUUAUAUGGAAAAGUCUGCAUAUAAUUUUCUUCCCACUUCACAAUUACGCAUUACCUUAUGUUGGUCUAUCACAUGAAAACACUAAAACAUAUUUAGGUUUGUGGCGAUUAUUUUUGCAGGAAACCUAUUCGCUUCCAAACUGGUGUUAGAAGACGUUGCAUUACUAAGGCAAAAAUUUUUGACAUCGAGCAACGGCUGUUGGUUAUUAUUUUAACAUUUAUGUUCAGGGGAACAUAAAUCAGAAAUGUACUUUGGACUGCCCUGGAAGAAGCCUCCACAUGUGACCCGAAGAAAUGGCAGCCGAGCAUCUUCUCACACUGUAUUCUGUUUAAACACUGAAAAAAUAUAUAUAUAUAUAUUAAAACUAUUAUUUAUGUAGAACAUCUUGCAGCUGGGCAUCUCAUACCACUCAAACAUAUUUCCUUCACAAUGAUCAUCAUCUGUUAUUUAAAACAAACUGUGCCUUCUUUGGCACAUUCAGACAGUCACGUUGCGCUAUACUUUGCCUCAAGUUUUUACACCAAGGGCUGGUGUUGAACUGGCACAUUUUGCGCAUAAACCCACCAUCCCCAGGCCAGAUGGGUUUGUUCCGCCAACAAAUGCAUUGCUUUAGGAAUCCAACCUGUGAGUCUGAACGGCCCUCCAUCCUGACUGCGCUCAUUGUCUGGCUGUUGGACGAGCUGGUGCUUAGCAGAACGCCACGCAAGCCUCGUUGGGAAAUCCACGGAGGAGCGAUCGGGCCGAGACGCAGAGUCCCACACGGCAGCCUCUGCUUACACAAAGCCUUCCAGCGUGGUUUAGGCCUGCUCAGGCAGAUGGCAUGGGACCGUAACCACGUGGAAACGGGGAGGCAGGGGAAACGCCAAAGGCUUGCUAUUUCUGGACAGCACCCUUAAUGUAUUUACACAUUUGUUUUUGGUUGUUUUUAGGCUUUGUAUGAGGUACAAAACAAUUGGAAGAAUAUAUUUUUAUAUGAGGAACGUGGCACUUUAUGUCAUUUCUAGCUGGAAAGAGUGUUUCUUAUUCAUGUCAUUUUAUACAUAUUUGAAAGCUAUAACUUAUUUGGAAUUGGUGUUAUUUUGGAAUAAAGCUCCAGAAAUGGAAA